Rhododendron vialii is the source of this 1024-nucleotide messenger RNA. RefSeq lists its product as uncharacterized. The transcript is spliced from 3 exons. The record is from RefSeq and is a predicted model, not a curated record. Gene Ontology annotation, molecular function: serine-type endopeptidase inhibitor activity. Lineage: Eukaryota; Viridiplantae; Streptophyta; Magnoliopsida; Ericales; Ericaceae. Bases 335 to 877 code for a protein of 180 amino acids. Gene Ontology annotation, biological process: response to wounding.
AAGCACUCCCACAGCUCCCACUACCAACAAAGAAAUAAAUCCUACUUCACCCUCAGACAACAAAUCUUUCUGUCUCUCAGCAAUUUCCGUCCCAUUUUUUUGUUAGUCUAUUUUGAUGUUCAUAUCCAGAACGUAUUUUGAUAAUUAAUACCCGUCAAGGACAAGUUAAGAACAUUUGUUAAUACUAAAAAUUUUUUUAAUAAUUAUUAAUUAUCAAAACACGUCAUUGUCCGUCACGGAGACGUGCCUUCAUUCUCCCAAAGCGAUUCGAUACUCCUAUUUCUGCAAAAGACCAGUGUUUCCGUAAACGGUAAAGCUCUCUCAGGCCUCUCUAAUGGCGGCCAGAGCAAUCUCUCUCCGACUCAGACUAACCAGACUCAGACCCAUAACAAACCCUAGCCUCCUCCGCCACUUCUCAUCGGAUUCCACCAGCGUCCGUGGCCAAGACAACCCAAGGAGCGAGGACUCCACCGUCGAAGCGAGCAACAAAGGCAACUCGUUCGCAGAGAUUGGCAAGGGCUUACGUCAGCUCAACUCCGACCACCGUGCUCAGAAAAAGGAGAACGAGUCGGAAGAACAUCAAGAGACCGAGCUUACUCCUCAAGAAAGAUUUGUUCCUGGAUCAUUUGUAUUCCCACCAAGACGCAGAACCACAUUCAUAGACCACGCCAAGCAACUGAAGAAAAAAAGGUCAUGGCCAGAGUUGGUGGGGCUGCUUGUUCAUGAAGCAGCAUGGAAAAUACAGGAAGAGAUGCCUGAAGCUCAGAUUGAGGUAGUUCCACCAAAGUUCGGUUACACCUUGGAGUUUAGAUAUAACAGGGUACGAUUGCACAUUGACUACUCCGGAAAAGUAAGAUUUGCUCCAGAAGAAGGCUAACUAAUAGUAAUAGUAUUGUUGAGUCUACUCUCUCUUCGUACUGUUUGACUCUCUUCUGGUAUGUUUGAAUGUUGUGGACUUGGAGUUGAAGGAUCUGUACUAUCUGUGUUGCCACAGAUAACUUGGGGGGUUAAAAUCUGCAGAAAA